Oncorhynchus mykiss (rainbow trout) is the source of this 1534-nucleotide messenger RNA. RefSeq names its product F-box protein 45 (gene fbxo45). Gene Ontology annotation, biological process: synapse assembly involved in innervation; proteasome-mediated ubiquitin-dependent protein catabolic process. The record is from RefSeq and is a predicted model, not a curated record. Gene Ontology annotation, cellular component: SCF ubiquitin ligase complex; synapse. Gene Ontology annotation, molecular function: protein binding. Lineage: Eukaryota; Metazoa; Chordata; Actinopteri; Salmoniformes; Salmonidae.
CUGGAUUUCGCAUUUGUCUUCCCACUUUACCAACCGGGUCUGGGUCCAUCGAAUUAAAUGCCUGACAAUAUCACCGCCGUGAUUUAGCUAGUAUUUAGAAAUGGUCCAUUUGAAUACAUUUUAGUUAACAAUUUAUGCUGUAAAACACUGUUCAUCGGUCGUUAUUCUCAAUUUAGCUAAUUAUGUCGGGAGCGGCCGCCGGAGGGGCGUCCUCUUGCAUUGGCGCAGCCGCUGCCAGUUGUAGCUCAGCUGGGUCGUCCUAUGUUGCAGCGGGCGGAGAAGUGGGAAUAGCAGGCAGGCUACCUAGUCGGGUUCUGGAGCAUGUGUUCUCCUAUCUGGACUUGUAUGAUUUGAUGCGGUGCUCGUUGGUGUGCUGGCACUGGAACAACUGCCUCGCCGAUGAGAACAGCGAGGUGUGGCGGAGUCUGUGCGCUCGCUCUCUUAGUGAAGAGGCACUGCGCUCCGACAUUCUUUGCAAUCUGACAACAUACAAGGGAAAGCUCAAGUCCUACCUGCACGCUCUGAGUUCCCACGACUGCUCACGCAACGUCUACGUGAAGAAGAACGGUUUCACCCUUCACCGCAACCCCAUUGCCCAGAGCACCGACGGAGCCCGCGGCAAGAUCGGCUUCUCUGAGGGCCGCCAUGCCUGGGAGAUCUGGUGGGAGGGGCCCCUGGGGACCGUGGCAGUGAUCGGCAUUGCCACCAAGCGUGCUGCCAUGCAAUGCCAGGGCUAUGUGGCCCUCCUGGGCAGUGACGACCAGAGCUGGGGCUGGAAUCUGGUGGAUAACAACCUGCUCCACAAUGGGGAGGUCAACGGGAACUUCCCUCAGUGCAACAACGCACCAAAAUACCAGUGUAAUGGUGUCCGUCCACAGAUCGGGGAGAGGAUACGAGUGAUUCUUGACAUGGAUAACAAGACCUUGGCCUUCGAAAGAGGCUUUGAGUUUCUGGGAGUGGCCUUCAGAGGGCUGCCUAAAGCCUGCCUCUUCCCGGCCGUCUCAGCUGUCUAUGGCAACACUGAGGUGACCAUGGUCUACCUUGGCAAGCCUCUGGAUGGAUAGCACCGCCACAACACCCGCUGGUGCCACGUCACAUCAGAUGUGCCAAGGAUAAUGACUGAUCGUUGACACCGAGAGGAUUCUAAACGAACAUUCCACAACCACAGGAAUGGACUACAAAAUCAACAUGGAUGAGAGUGAACUAUUGAUGGACAAGAGAAUUUGACCAGGGUGGGGGAAGUGAUCAUUGAUGGACAAAAGGGUUUGACUAGGUUUUUGGGAAGUGAUAAUUGGUGGGGGACUGGGGGCUGUUUCAAAGGUGUUUCUGACUCAAUGUGGAUCCUAUCCACUUCAGCUGCUGGACCAUUUUAUUUACAGUACGGGAGGACUUAUUUUUUUAAUGUUAUUUUAUGAAGUAACAACACUGAGUCCUGUACAUGCGGACGGUUUUAUGAUGUCUGUUCCUAUGAGGCAAAACCAAAUAUGAACUGUGGCAAAUAAAGACAAAUCAUAAUGUGUGUGUGACACUGCAA